AGCGCCACGUAGUGAACAAAGCUGGCCGCAUAUCUAACUUAUGCGACAAGUGUCAGUGCACACAGUAGUGUUAUAUAUUUCUCAUUAUUUAUUUUGCAAUCUGUAAUAAAAACAAGCUUCGCAAUGGAGACCAAAAUAAUUAAUCAAAAAGCAUACUUGGAGAGAUAUAUGUCUUCAGGAAUUAACGAAGAGAAGAAAAAGAAGAAGAAGAAAAAGCUCAAAACGGGAACAAAAACAGUAAAAAUUAUAGACGACGACAUAGACCUGAGAAAUAUGAGACCUAUUAAAGAUGAUGAACUCGACAUUUGUUUGGACGGAGAAGACGCUCCCCAAAUUGCUGGCAUAGUCGAUGAUCGUGGACCAGUUGACUUCACGGACAAAAGAAGAUGGAAAAUUUUAAACGAAGAUGGAGAUUUAACAGUCAUUAAUCGUGCUGUCGAUAAAGAAACAAGAAAUCAAGAUGACGAAUUAAACGCUAAGCAGAAUGAAUAUGACGAUUCUGAUUUGAGUCCACUUAGAUCUAAGCGGUCUAAAAACAGAAAUCCAAGUCCACAUGAACGACCCAAAGACGACGAUUCGGAUUUGAGUCCACUUAGAUCUAAGCGGUCUAAAAACAGAAAUCCAAGUCCACAUGAACGACCCAAAGACGACGAUUCGGAUUUGAGUCCACUUAGAUCUAAGCGGUCUAAAGAAAAAAAACAUAAAGAUUCAAAUUUAAAACGAGCUCACGAUAAUGAUUCAGAUUUGAGUCCACCUAGGCAUUCUAAAAACAAGUAUGCAGAUUCAAAGUUACAUAAACGAUCAAAAGAUGAUGAUUCCGAUUUGAGUCCGCCCAGGAAAUCUAAAAAUUAUGAUUCGGAUCAAAGUCCACCUAGACAGUCUAGGAACAAUGACUCUGACUCGAGUCCACCCAGAAGAAGUACAAAACAUCACACAUCAACAAACAAUAUGUCCGGACGAAGUUAUCGAAUGUCAGAUAAUAAAGACAAUGAUUCGGAUUUAAGUUCAUUUAGAAAAAGCAAACAGAAUCUAGACACAAAUUUUAAUAAAAGCAGAAAGAAUAAAGACAGGGACGCAGAUGUGAAUAGAUCUCGCCGCAAAGAACAUAGGUCUCGGAGAGACAAUUCGCCACGUUCCGGUUCGCACAGAGACGAUAGAGGCUACGAUUAUCGCGAUAGAAAUUCCAAUAAAGAUGACGUAUCGAGAUCGAAUAGGAUUAAACCGGAAAGGGAAUACGAAGAACGCGAUCGUAAAUCUCGAUCGUACUCGAAUAUGAAAAACGAAAGAAAAAAAUCACGUUGGAACGAUGAAACGACUGAUUUCGAACGUGGACACACNGAAGAUCAUUCCAAAGAUCAUCACGGUCGAAUGACAAAGACAUUGGAUGGAAAAAAAGCAGGUUUGCAAGAUGCGAAAGCGUCGCGAGAGGAAACAAGAGUUAUCAAACGGCGAGAAAUAGAGGAGUUUAGAAUGAUGGAGUUCACUGGAGAAGGACAAGCUCCAAUUCUACGUNACAAAGAGAGCGGAAGAAAGCGUAACUUGGAAGCGGAAGCGGCGGAAAAAUAUGAACAGGAAAAACGUCAAAGAGAACUAAAUGAGCAAUACGACAAAUGGGGCAAAGGUCUGAAGCAAAUAAAAGAUCGUGAGGAAAGGUUACAGGACGAUUUAUACGAGAUGAGUAAACCGUUAGCAAGAUACGCGGAUGACGCAGAUUUGGAUAAACAAUUGAGAGAAGAGUUGAAAGACGGUGAUCCUAUGUUGGAAUACAUAAAACAAAAACAGAUAAAAGAAGGAAAGAGAAACCCAGAUCCGCCACAAUAUCAAGGGUCGUACGCGCCAAAUCGAUUUGGUAUCAAACCUGGGUAUCGAUGGGACGGCGUCGACAGAAGCAACGGAUACGAGAAAAAGUGGUUCGAAACGCAAAACGCGAAGAAAGCGCGGCAAGAAGAAGCUUAUAAGUGGAGUACAGCUGACAUGUAAUCGGGUUCGCACAUACAUAUUAUAUUAUAGAAAUAUUAGAAGUUUUUAAUUAUAUUUUCAUUGCGAUUGUUAAUAAAACAAUUUUGAUAAAAUAAGU
Messenger RNA from Pseudomyrmex gracilis, 2077 nucleotides. Its product is annotated as BUD13 homolog. The coding region runs from base 124 to 1980 and encodes 618 amino acids. Gene Ontology annotation, molecular function: RNA binding. Gene Ontology annotation, cellular component: U2-type spliceosomal complex; RES complex. NCBI's taxonomy places the organism in Eukaryota, Metazoa, Arthropoda, Insecta, Hymenoptera, Formicidae. The record is from RefSeq and is a predicted model, not a curated record. Gene Ontology annotation, biological process: mRNA splicing, via spliceosome. The transcript has 8 exons.